Ixodes scapularis (black-legged tick) is the source of this 1338-nucleotide messenger RNA. RefSeq names its product probable CoA ligase CCL7. The coding region runs from base 155 to 1234 and encodes 359 amino acids. NCBI's taxonomy places the organism in Eukaryota, Metazoa, Arthropoda, Arachnida, Ixodida, Ixodidae. Gene Ontology annotation, molecular function: CoA-ligase activity. The transcript is spliced from 7 exons. The record is from RefSeq and is a predicted model, not a curated record.
GUUGACGCCUACCAAAGUUUGACCUCCUCGCAGUUGUUAAAAAAAAAUUCGUAAAUACGCUGAAGGCUUUUAUCAACACGGUGUUAAACCGGGGACCAAGGUGUGUGCGUAUGUUGGCAACACCGUUGAAAAUGUAGCCGCGGCAUUUGGUGUUAUGUUUGCGGGCGGGACGCUCGUCAUGGCGAAGACGGCCUACGUGGAAAGGGAGUUGGUGUAUACGAUUGAAGACAGCCACUGCACUUUUCUACUAAUGGACCUAGAAACCGCGCCACAGGCUGCGAAGUGGAAUAUACCAACGAUCAUUAAGGGAUUGUUCGCCGUAGGAGGUGCGCCUGGUUUCAUCGACGUUCUCCUUUUCCAAGAUCUUCCUGAUGCGUCCUUCAAACCCCACGUGCCCACAGAGACCGAGAAAGAAGUUGUGGUCAUUCUGUACACGUCAGGGUCAACGGGCCUCCCGAAGGGUGUGGAAAUAUCGCACAAAGCGUAUUGUGCCUCGUUCUACGCAUACAGGUCUACAGGAAUUUGCACCGAAGACGAUGUUUUCUUGGACUGGAAUCCCUUUACCUAUGUGUCGGGUUUCGCGGUAGCCAUGUUUUCUAUGCUUAUAGGUGCAAAGACUGUCAUCACAGAUCCCUUAAUUUCGUACGAAGAUUUUCUGAAAACUCUCAAAACCUUUAAGGUAUCUAUAUUUAUUGGCUUAGCUGGCCGGAUGAAGGAUAUUUUUCAUAAUGCUAGAAAAAACAACGAUAUCAUACCUGGUGUAAAACGAAUAAUGGCGGGUGGAUCGGUAGUAACAAAAUCGUUUGCAAUGGAAAUUCGUGAAAUAUUCAACGUGGAAUCACUCAUCAAUGUCUACGGCAUGACCGAAACGUUUGGUAUUGUAUGUUGCUCACCUGUUGGUCAAAUUACCUUUGACCAUAGUGGUGUACCUCUGGCCGGGAGCAAAUUCAAGGUUACAGACCUAGUCAGCGGAGAGUCUCUCGGCCCAUAUCAAAAUGGUGAAAUCGAAAUUCACACACCAUGCAUCAUGAAAGGCUACUAUGGGUGUCCUGAAGCUACCGCUGAAGCUGUGAACUCUGGCGGCUGGUACCGUACAGGACAAGCAGCAGUCUUCAAGCAUCUGUACGGAGGAGUUGUUUUUAUGAAAUACCUUCCCAAGUUUGAUAACGGAAAGGUUAGGAGACAAGAACUCAAGACGAAGGUCGCUCUAGAAAAGGAAAUGUUGAAAGAAUAGUGGAGCCUGUCAGCAUUUCAAACCAUACCUAAACUAAUGCGAAACGCCCGACGAAGGUGCUUCUGUGUUUUGAUUGUAAUAAACACGUGUAUUUACCUCUAAGC